Dryobates pubescens (Downy woodpecker) is the source of this 4182-nucleotide messenger RNA. RefSeq names its product acyl-CoA synthetase long chain family member 4 (gene ACSL4). The coding region runs from base 330 to 2465 and encodes 711 amino acids. The record is from RefSeq and is a predicted model, not a curated record. The transcript has 16 exons. Gene Ontology annotation, biological process: neuron differentiation; long-chain fatty acid metabolic process; long-chain fatty-acyl-CoA metabolic process. Gene Ontology annotation, molecular function: arachidonate-CoA ligase activity. Gene Ontology annotation, cellular component: endoplasmic reticulum; plasma membrane; lipid droplet. NCBI's taxonomy places the organism in Eukaryota, Metazoa, Chordata, Aves, Piciformes, Picidae.
GCGCCAUUUUAGCAUCGGGAGCGCGGCGGGUACCGGUCUCUGGACGGCGUAACGGCAGCAGCGCGCGCGGCCCGGGGCAGGCCUCCUCGUUGCCCGUUGGCAGCAUCUGGGACAGAUAUAAUUGACACUGAAAAAAACCUGUCAUCACUGUCAGAUACCUUGUGUCCACUGUUGGCUCUCAAAGGUUACUAAAAUUUUUGCAGCUGCUCUGCAAGAGAACUACCUAAGCUUCACUUACUAUUGCUUCUUACACCACACGGCACUGCUGCUUUACUCUUCUUCUACUGCUUCAGAACACAAUAAGAGAUUUUCUUUUUUAAAACCCUGCAAUGAAACUUAGGCUAGAAGUAUGUGCCAUUCUCUUGCUGCCUGUGUACUUGGUGAUAUAUAUGUACAGUAUGCUUGUAUUUAUUCCCUGGUAUUUUCUUACCAAUGCAAAGAAGAGAAAGGCUAUGGCAAAACGUUUGAAAGCCAAACCCAUCUCGGACAAACCUGGAAGCCCCUACCGUUCUGUCACGCAUCUUGACUCACUAGCAAACAUAAACAUUCCUGGAGCAGACACGCUGGACAAGCUGUUUGACCAUGCCUUAGCAAAGUUUGGGAAGAAAGACUGUCUUGGGACCAGAGAAGUACUGAGUGAAGAAAAUGAAAUGCAGCCAAAUGGAAAAGUGUUCAAAAAGUUAAUUUUAGGAACUUACAGAUGGUUAUCCUAUGAAGAAGUAAAUGAGAAAGUGAAUCGCCUGGGGAGUGGACUAACUGCCCUGGGACUAACCCCAAAGAGUACAGUUGUCGUAUUCUGUGAGACACGAGCAGAAUGGAUGAUUUUAGCUCUGACCUGCUUCAAGUACAACUUUCCUCUUGUUACAUUGUAUGCCACCCUGGGUGAAGAGGCAGUGACCUAUGGUCUCAAUGAGUGCGGAGCAUCCUACCUGGUCACUAGUGUAGAACUUCUGGAGAGCAAACUGAAGGCUGCAUUGCCACAAAUCUCCUGCCUUAAACAUAUCGUUUACGUGGACAAGAAGACCAUCAAUAAAUCAGAAUACCCUGAAAAUGUGGAGAUUCACAGUAUGCAGACAGUAGAAGAGCUGGGAGCCAAACCAGAAAACUCAAGCAUCCUACCAAGCAGACCCGUUCCUACAGACUUGGCUUUAGUAAUGUACACCAGUGGCUCUACUGGGAGACCUAAAGGAGUGAUGAUGAUGCAUAAAAACUUAAUAGCUGGAAUGACAGGACAGUGUGAGAGAAUACCUGGACUGGGACCAAAGGACACAUACAUUGGCUAUUUGCCUCUGGCCCACGUGUUAGAGCUGACAGCAGAAAUCUCCUGCAUCACAUAUGGCUGCAGGAUUGGCUAUUCCUCUCCACUCACCCUGUCGGAUCAGUCCAGUAAAAUCAAGAAGGGAAGCAAAGGAGACUGUACUGUACUUAAGCCUACACUGAUGGCAGCUGUGCCUGAAAUAAUGGACAGAAUUUAUAAAAAUGUCAUGAGUAAAGUUCAAGAGAUGAACUAUAUUCAGAGAACUCUGUUCAAGAUAGGCUAUGACUACAAAUUGGAACAAAUCAAAAGGGGAUAUGACGCACCUCUGUGUAAUGUACUGUUGUUUAAAAAAGUAAAGGCACUGCUGGGAGGGAAUGUUCGUAUGAUGCUUUCUGGAGGAGCACCACUCUCCCCUCAGACACAAAGAUUUAUGAACAUCUGUUUUUGCUGUCCUGUUGGUCAAGGCUACGGACUGACAGAAACAUGCGGAGCUGGAACAAUUACAGAAGUUGCCGAUUACAGCACUGGCAGAGUUGGAGCUCCACUUAUUUGUUGUGAAAUAAAACUGAGAGACUGGCAAGAAGGGGGCUACACUAAUAAAGACAAGCCUAAUCCUAGAGGAGAGAUUGUAAUUGGUGGACCUAAUGUCUCAAUGGGAUAUUUCAAAAAUGAAGAGAAGACAACAGAAGAGUUUUCCAUUGAUGAGAAUGGUCAGAGAUGGUUCUGUACAGGAGAUAUAGGGGAAUUUCAUCCUGAUGGGUGUCUGCAGAUCAUAGAUCGUAAAAAAGACUUGGUAAAACUACAAGCAGGAGAAUAUGUAUCUCUGGGCAAAGUAGAGGCAGCACUGAAGAACUGUCCAUUGAUUGACAACAUCUGUGCUUAUGCCAAGAGUGACCAGUCUUACGUGAUCAGCUUUGUGGUUCCUAAUCAGAAGAAGCUGAUGGCAUUAGCUGAGCAGAAAGGCAUCAGUGGAACCUGGGUAGAUAUUUGUAACAACCCAACAAUGGAAGCUGAAAUCCUGCAAGAGAUAAAAGAAGUGGCAAACAAGAUGAAAUUAGAAAGGUUUGAAAUACCCAUCAAAGUACGGUUAAGCCCUGAACCAUGGACCCCAGAGACGGGGUUAGUAACAGAUGCUUUCAAGCUCAAAAGGAAAGAACUGAAAAACCACUACAUCAACGACAUUGAAAGAAUGUAUGGAGGCAAAUAAAUUCUGGUGACCAGCAGUUGUGCAGAUGGUUCUCUCUCAUGCCUUGGAUUUGGAUGUCUCUGUAUACUGUAGAUAGCACACAUUCAGAAAAUACACCAAAUGGAUUAGUGUUUCUGUAAUCUCUAUCGAGUGCACCAGAGAGUAUUUUAGACUCCAAAUUCUUAAUUAGUAGCAGUUUAGAUACUGAUGGUCCUCAUAGAGUUUCAUGUGAUCAUCUCCAGUUUUGAGACAGACAUCAUUAUGUGAAGCAGUAUGACCAGGCAAUCUUAUUGUUUCUCUAGCAUAUUCUGACUGCUUGCAACUUCUUUUUUCUGAAGUCUGGCCUAUAUUUCAAAGAGAAAAAUUAAUGUAACUGUGAUGAUUCUUCUGUCAUAGUAAGGGAGUGAGGGAGGAAAACAAAUACGUAUUCAAAGUCUACCCUUCUCCAUUUACAAACAAACCCAGGAUGACCAGGUUGAUCAAGAACUUGCUAGAGAUCACUAAUAACGCACUGCUUGAGGAUGGAUGGACUCUUCUGCACAGCAGUUAGUGUCUUGAAUAUUUACAGUGCCUAAACAAGAAUAUAAAAGUACACUUACUGAAAUAAAGGUGAACUGAAAAGCUUUCUCCAACCAACUUAUUUGAAAUUUCAUUCAAGAGCAUUGAAUUAACUAUUUCAACUUCUUGCUCACCCAGUAAGUUUUUACUUGCCACUGUAUUAAUUCAAGCAGAGCUUUCCACUAGGACACACAGCACAAAAAACAACAAAGACUUGCACUGCUACAGGAGGUGCUGAUGAGAAAUAGUCACCUGAAUGCAGAAUGCAAAACUUGCUUUUUUGUUGUGAGUUGUCCCUAAGCAGAUCUGAAAGUCAAAGGCAUUUCGGGUUUUUGGUGUGCGUGUCUGCCCCCCUUUUUUUCCCCUUUUUUUAGGGGUGGUUGAUGGUUUUGUUUUUAAGGCACUGCUCCUCUAGACAUUCACAAACAUGUGAGUAACAGUACAGGUUACCUGCAUGUAGCAUAAAGGAUCAGGACCUAAAUGUCUCUAUUAGCUGUAUGGAAAGGUAUUUAUGUUCACCUUUUAUAUCUGGCAAGCAUAACAAGGCAGCCAGAAACCAACAGGAGUUUCCCCAUGGAGCCCUGUUUCCAGUCUGGAAAGUCAGUCAGUAACCAGGGAGGGAAUCUGUUUUAUGGACCUUGUGAAAAGGGACAAGUGACUCUUUAAAGAAAUUCAUUACAAAAACCAUUCUCUUAUUAACUGGAAGUCAUAGAUGUGAAGGAGUGGGAAGACAUGAUUUAAUAAUAGUUCAUCAUUCUGUGUGCAGAAUCCUGUACUGUGUCGUUUGAAUUGUAACUGAGCUCCUGCAGCCCUGCUGGCUCUUCACACUUGAACCAUAAAUGCUGUAAGAAGUGGAGGCUCUCGAUACUGUUCUCCUUUGCACUUUCUUAAUCGUUUUAUAUAUGUUGCUUACAUUUUGUACAGCUGUGGCUCUCAACUGCUACAUAUGACAAAUUCAUUUUAAAGUAUUUAUAGAUUUCUAUUGAUAAUAUUUGUGUUGUGUAUAUGAUGGUUAAAAAGAAACAUUAUUUGGUAUUGUCACUGUACAGAAAAUAAAGAUUUUGUACAAUGCUGCUCUCAAACACACUAGCUUGCAGUUUCAGGGCAAGUUCUUCCUUCAUUGCAUGUAUGUGCAUUUUUCUUUUUUCCAGUUCAAAUUUUGGCAAAAAUAAAUAAUGGC